AUAAGGACGCCGCUUUGACAACAAUUUCCUGUUGGCGAACGCGCUGCUCCCUUCGUGGCUCUCAACAUGCAGCGAUACAGUGUGUCUGGAUUUUCCCACGAACUGGACUGCAGGCCUUUUCACUUCGCUGAGCCCAUUCCGGCCGUCAGAAUAUGCGCUGUCUGCGGGUUGCUGCCACAAACGACCACCUUACUGCCAUGUCGACAUGUGUUCUGCAAAACGUGCUACCCGCAGUGCUUGGUCAACGGAAUCUGCGAAUGUCCACUGGAUGGGGAUAAAUUCCUCGUAAAAGAUGCCGAAUGGAAAAUUUUCCCCAUGAAGAAUCUGCUGAGGCGCAAGGUGAAAUGUUGGAACGAGGACAACGGUUGCGACGCCGUCAUGACUAUUUCAGACAUGCUGAAGCAUUUUGAUGAAGAAUGCGUGCAUCACACUACGCGUUGUCCGAGCUGCUCAGCGCUUCUUCUGAGGACAAAUCUGUGUGCGCAUCGAAAAAGUAACUACAGCACGCAUGCAUUACCCAAUCACGCCCAACCUCUGGAGCCGUGGAAAAAUUCAGUUCAGGAACCGAUGAUCACCGCUUUAGAGACGACGUUGAGUGAAUGCAUCGGUGAACUGAAAGCUGGCAUUGAACAGAUUUUACAAGGACACGCGACCCACAGCGAGAAAUUGGAUGAGGUCUGGCACAUUUCAAAUGCGCUGAGGGAGAUAGUGGUGCAGAUGUCAGAAAAGCAAGAGCAGGAAAUAACUGUGGUGAAAAACACUGCCUUUAAAGAAUGGAAGAAAGGCAUGGUUGCACAAGGUGAAAAGUUUGACGAAUUUUCACGAAGCUUAGGUGUUUUAGGUGCAGAUGUCAGAAAUACAGCCAACGCCACGCAACAAUCUCUGGAGAAGCUGGAGCAGAGCCAUGCCGAAUCGAGGCGACGUUGUACGCAAGACGACAACCAGCUUCAGAGAGUCUCAGACAUUGUGAGCUCAUUCGAGGGUAUUCUCAAUGAAGCACUGGAGCGUGUAACAAAAGCCAUAGUACAGAAGUGCAAAACAAAUGCUGAGCUUUUUGCUACACCAAAGGUGAAAGAGAUGGAAUGUGGCAAGAAGGCAUUGUAUGAGAGUGAGACUCUGCUCCUAGCGAAGAACACAUUGAGCAUUACACUGCAUGCAUUUUGUGUAAAAGAAAUCAAGGCUUUGAAAGAAAAAGCGACAUCCACAGGUUUAGCGAGAGACACAUGCGAGCCCAUAUACAUUUGUGGCUAUCACAUUACGUUUUUAUUGUAUAUGAAGAAACGUGAGAAUACUGUUUCAGUGCACGCAGGAUUACAGCUGCAUAAAGGUGUGGUGGAUGAAUUCUUACAGUGGCCGUUCUUACAGAAAGUGAAGCUCACAUAUAUGCAUCCAUCUUCAGACAAACACCUUCAGGUUUUAAAUGUCACUCCUUUUGAUCUCAAACAUUGUGGUAGGCCGACAAAAUCAAGCAAUGCAGAAUUUUAUUGGAACCAUUUCUUACGCCUGGAUGAUCUGGAACGUGAAGGGUACAUUGAGGCUGAUCAACUCAGUUUAAAAUACGAGCUUCUGCCUUUAUCAAAGUAACAGAUUAUUGGAGAGACUCAGCGCUUUACUAACAAUCCAUUUGUACAGAGGGCCCCCAGAAACCCGUAAGAAGAAUUUCCAAAGCGCGUAAAACUUGGUGAGAAUGUAACAUAAUGGUGAAUAGAGUGAUUUAAAUAAUCAAUGCUGCUAUUUUUUUACAAGUAAUAAAACAUGUUUCAGCGAAUAAGAAGACUUAACAUGGCAUGAGACAGACUG
Molecule: messenger RNA, 1800 nt
Organism: Rhipicephalus microplus (southern cattle tick)
Lineage: Eukaryota; Metazoa; Arthropoda; Arachnida; Ixodida; Ixodidae
Product: TNF receptor-associated factor 3
Biological process (GO): regulation of canonical NF-kappaB signal transduction
Cellular component (GO): plasma membrane signaling receptor complex; cytoplasmic side of plasma membrane
Molecular function (GO): tumor necrosis factor receptor binding
Source: RefSeq, a predicted model, not a curated record